This is a messenger RNA of Perognathus longimembris pacificus (Pacific pocket mouse), 2003 nucleotides long. RefSeq names its product DDB1 and CUL4 associated factor 15 (gene Dcaf15). Gene Ontology annotation, biological process: protein ubiquitination. The record is from RefSeq and is a predicted model, not a curated record. Lineage: Eukaryota; Metazoa; Chordata; Mammalia; Rodentia; Heteromyidae. Gene Ontology annotation, cellular component: Cul4-RING E3 ubiquitin ligase complex.
AUGGCGCCCAGCUCGAAAUCGGAGCGUAACAGCGGGGCCGGGAGCGGCGGCAGUGGCGGCGGCGGCCCGGGGGGAGCAGGGGGGAAGCGGGCGGCGGGGCGGCGGCGGGAACACGUCCUCAAACAGCUGGAGCGAGUGAAGAUCAGCGGGCAGCUUUCCCCUCGCCUUUUCCGGAAGCUGCCACCCCGAGUCUGCGUGUCCCUCAAGAGCAUCGUGGAUGAGAACUUUCUCUAUGCAGGACACAUCUUCCUGGGCUUUUCCAAGUGUGGCCGCUACGUGCUGUCCUACACCAGCAGCAGCAGUGACGAUGACUUCUCCUUCUACAUCUACCACUUGUACUGGUGGGAGUUCAACGUCCAUAGCAAGCUCAAGCUGGUCCGGCAGGUGCGGCUCUUCCAGGAUGAGGAGAUCUACAGUGACCUGUACCUGACAGUGUGCGAGUGGCCCAGCGAUGCCUCCAAGGUCAUCGUGUUUGGCUUCAACACUCGCUCCGCCAACGGGAUGCUCCUGAACAUGAUGAUGAUGAGUGACGAGAACCACCGCGACAUCUACGUCAGCACGGUGGCCGUGCCGCCCGCGGGCCGCUGUGCCGCCUGCCAAGACGCUGGCCGCGCGCACCCGGGCGACCCGAGCGCGCAUUGCUUGCAACACGGCUUCAUGCUGCACACCAAGUACCAGGUGGUCUACCCCUUCCCCACCUUCCAGCCUGCCUUUCAGCUCAAGAAGGACCACGUGGUCCUGCUGAACACCAGCUAUUCCCUGGUGGCCUGCGCCGUCUCCGUGCACUCUGCAGGAGAGAGCAGCUUCUGCCAAAUUCUGUAUGACCACAGAGCCUCGCCCCCAGCCUCGCCCGGCCCCCCGGCCCCCCCCAGCCCCGCGUCCCCCCCAGCCCUCCCCGCCCUCAGCCCCGAGGCCGUCCCAGCCCCACCCGGGGUCCCCGAGCCCUCACCUGCCAUCGCCAAAGCCAAGGAGUUCGUGGCUGACAUCUUCCGCCGGGCCAAAGAGGCCAAGGGGGCAGCCCCCGAGCCCACCCGGCCGCCCUCCAGCCCUGGCCCCUCGGGCAGCCGCAGCCCCGCCCCGUCCGAGCCCCCGGCCCCGGGCGGGGAGGGGGGAGCCCGGGACAGCGACCCGUGCUGGGUGCCCGCACCCGCGCCUGAGCCGGGCUAUGUCAACUACACCAAGCUGCACUACGGGCUGGAGUCCGGGGAGGGCGGGGAGUCCGGCCACGAGUUCCAGGACGACAAGAUCUCCCUGCCCUUCGUGGUGACAGACCUCCGCGGCCGGCACCUGCGGCCCAUGCGGGAACAGACAGCCGCCCAGGGCCAGUGCCUGACAGUGGAGCAGCUCACGCUGGACUUUGAGUAUGUCAUCAACGAGGUCAUCCGCCACGACGCCACCUGGGGCCACCAGUUCUGCUCCUUCAGCGACUACGACAUUGUCAUCCUGGAGGUCUGCCCUGAGACCAACCAGGUCCUCAUCAACAUCGGCCUGCUGCUCCUGGCCUUCCCUGCACCCAUCAAGGAGGGACAGCUGCGACCAAAGACCUACCACACCAGCCUCAAGGUGGCCUGGGACCUCAACACCGGCAUCUUCGAGACCGUCAGCGUGGGUGACCUCACAGAGGUCAAAGGGCAAACCAGUGGCAGCGUGUGGAGCUCGUACCGCAAGAGCUGCGUGGACAUGGUCAUGAAGUGGCUGGUGCCCGAGGGCAGCGGCCGCUACGUCAACAGGAUGACCAACGAGGCGCUGCACAAAGGGUGCUCGCUGAAGGUGCUGGCAGACAGCGAGCGGUACACGUGGAUCGUGCUGUGAGGGUCCCCGGGCCCCGACUCCAACUACCUCCGAGCUGAGCCCUCGCCCGCCCGGGCUGCGGGAAGGGGGCAGGCGGGCCAGCCUGGCAGCCCACGUCUGGAUGCAUUUUUAUUUAUGCCUAUUUAAGUUGCGGGGGGCAGGGAGCACCCGCCUCCGCCCCGCCCCCCGUGCUGGGCACCGUGGGCCCUGCG